GUUAUUGCUGGCGUACGACUGCAGCGUAAUUGAGCCUAUACUAAAUGAGUCCACAGUCCAGGCGGAUAUUAACGCGCUCUCCAUGAGCAGCCAGGGAGAAAUCAAACUCACUAAUUCAGUCUUAUGAUUCAAUGCGACAUUAAGUUGACGUUAUUAAAUUGUUGACUUUCUUGCCUUUUUUUUAGUAACAUUUUAAAACUAAUAUCCAAAAGUUCUGGUCGUCCUAACAGCGCAUCUCUUCGGAAAACUCUCCUCAUCCAAACGGUGCAGGACAAAACAAUGUGGCUCGCGCGAACUCUCCUCGCUCUGGCACUUCUUUGCGCACCGGUUUCUAGCCUCUGCAUUCCAACGUACGACCCCGAAUCCAACUUUCUCUGCAACAACCAGGUGUUCUCCGAGACGAAUGAAAACGGACAACCGAAAAACUCCCGGCUGGACAGUGUAAAUCAGCUGUAUAAGUCAGCGCACGCGCUUUCCUCUGAGGAGUCGCGCGAGAGGAGGACGGCACCCGAGUCCAAAUACAGAUUCUUGAGCCAGACGCAGCUCAGGAGUAAACUGUACCGCAACAGUGCGAAGAGCGACCGACGCAGUCAGGUCACUCUUUCCCUCGAUGUCCCUACCAACAUAAUGAACAUCCUCUUCAACAUUGCCAAAGCUAAGAACCUGCGCGCGAAGGCUGAUGAUAACGCGCGCCUGCUGGCGCAGAUUGGAAGGAGAAAAUGAACUGUUAUUGAUGUCACUAAAUUGACUUUAGCACAUGUGUUUUUGUGACCAACGAAGGCAUGUUAUCUCUAAUUUAAUAUUGUAAUAAAUGUUUUUUUUUGUUUGUUUUUGUUUUGUUUUUUUGCAUAACAAUAUUGCAAUUGCAAUUUUCAGUAAUAACAGCAAUACUGAAAAUUAAUGGAACUGAUUAGCAAAUAAGUGUCUUUAAUGGGUUUCUGUGUAUUUUCAUUUUCAUUGGCAGGUUGGUUAAAAGAGUCAUAUUUUCAUGGACAUACUAAUUUAAUCUAAUAAGAAGGAAAUUAUUUAAAAAUUGGCUUAUCACGGCAGUGUGACUCAUAUGACACUUGAAAGCAAAAUGAAUUGUCUAUUUCUAAGCUCGAACUUCAAAUGGACGUAACAUUUGAGUAUCAAAUUGCGGAUCAGAGGCAAAUGCGACAUUUCCCGCUGUACACUUUCAUCUCUCUCUCUCCCCGUUCAUUAGCACACACAUUUAUGAUCCGAGUCUGUAAUUCUCAGAUGAAAGUUGACUUGACUAUUACUGAAAAUGACUGCUAUUGAUUGACUAAGAUACGUGACUAAAUGGUUACAUAUGCCUGAGGACGAUACAGUUCUGAAAGUUUUGGGUUGAUUAGACCGACGGUUGAAUAUUUUUGUACUGAAAAUAAUAAUUAUUAUUAUUUUUUGUUUGAUAAAUAAAAGCAAAUUAAA
This is a messenger RNA of Myxocyprinus asiaticus (Chinese sucker), 1431 nucleotides long. Its product is annotated as urocortin-3-like. Gene Ontology annotation, biological process: hormone-mediated signaling pathway; cellular response to nutrient levels; digestion. Bases 280 to 723 code for a protein of 147 amino acids. Gene Ontology annotation, cellular component: extracellular region. Gene Ontology annotation, molecular function: corticotropin-releasing hormone receptor 2 binding; hormone activity. The transcript has 2 exons. NCBI's taxonomy places the organism in Eukaryota, Metazoa, Chordata, Actinopteri, Cypriniformes, Catostomidae. The record is from RefSeq and is a predicted model, not a curated record.